AUGCAGAGCACAUCUGAGACGACGCAUUCUCCCAGCCAGACGGAAGCUGCACAAUCGGAGGCGCAACCUCAAGAGGACCAGCUGGAAGACGAACGCCAUAGCCGACCGGGGAGACGCGACCCCAAUGGUGGUACUGGACCACGCGGAAGAUAUUCGGGACUUGUGGACAGAGCAGAGAAGAGGGCACCGCCAGAGCAUUUACUGGACGUAGUGCCCCAGAGCAGCGGCAUUGAGACUCCUCAGCAUCAAGGCGGACCUGCUGUCGCCAUAAAACAAGCUCUCGAUGCCAGAGAUAAAAAGGGCAGUGUAGACGAGGCAUGGGCCCUGUUCGAGGAAAACUAUACAUCGAGAGAUUGCGAGGCCUUGACAAACCCUCACGACGGCGAUCUUGCGCUGUUGAAGAAUGGCCAAAUAUUUACCGAACUACUCCAAAAGGUCAACGGAGCGUUGUGCAACGCCCCAGGCAAAUAUACAACAACACCCACCAAAGUCCUUUUCAAGUACGAGCAGCUGGGGCUCGCCACUCCCGAACUCUGGUCAAGGACAACCUUGCCGUAUCUAACACAGACAGCCAUGUUCAUAAUCAACGCACCAUCGACCAAUUCGAAGAAUCUGCCUUCGAUUCUAUCUGAGCUGCUAUCUUUGUGGCCUCAGAUUGGCAACACUAGUUUGGGAUUCCUCGCCGUCUACUUCUACACAUUGUCCGACGCGUUGAGCACGAUCGAAACCCUGUAUAAGGAAGCAGAGCCAUUUAUACAAUUCCUCCAACGUAUACUGGCAGACUCGUCUGUUGUCUCAGUCUACAAAUAUCCACAAAAUUCUGCCGGUUUCAAGAAGUUGCCAAAGCAAGUUCAGGCCGAAAUCCUCAAGGAGAUCGAUACUGCACCCUACAGAGCUUUGGAACAGAUCGCAGCACAGGGUGCCACCAUGAAGAACCCGACAAGCUCUCCGGAAACCAACCUGGAGCUUUUCCAGCUGCGGCGUAUUGCACGUGCUGUAUUGUCCAAGCAGAGUUCUUCCGUCUUGGAUGUGCUCUGGAAUGACAUCCAACGCAUGUACACCAACGAUGGCUCUCCUGCGAUACCUCGGCGCAUUUACAACGCCUUCUUGUCGGGUUACCUAAGUUUGUUUGCAUCGCAACGGUCCGUCGAGGUGUGGAACCACAUGAUCGCACAUGGUGUGCAGCCAGAUCUGCAGUCAUGGAUUGCGCUUCUCCAAGGUUGCGAGACCGCUAAAGAUUAUGAGGGCUUCGACGCAAUGUGGAAACGAAUGCUCAAUACCGGCAUUGAACCGGAUAAUUAUGCGUGGACGACACGAGUGCAUGGCUUGUUUGGGCUCCGCAAGAUUGACGAAGGCUUGGCAGCUCUCGAUGAUAUGGGCAGGCGCUGGCUCUUCGCUGAGAAUGCUAUCAACCUAUCAGAUUCAAAGCGCAAGGGCGCGAAGAGGCUUCCGACAUCAGCUAAAGCUGCGAACAAGUGUACCAAGCCUAGCAUUGAAGUGAUCAAUGGCGCCGUCAGCGCUCUGGCCCAACUACCUCUAACAGCCAUACGCCAAGAAAAGCGAGUCGGAUACGUGCAGAAAAUCUUAGGCUGGGCCGGCAACUUCUCCAUCAAACCCGAUGCCAUCACUUAUAACUCCUUGAUCCAACUUUACCUACGCGCUGGCGAUUAUUCUACGGCCUUCAAGAUCCUACGCCAGAUGGAGAAGGAGGGCAUUGCAGCAGACAUCGCGACCCAUACAUUGCUCAUCACGGCAUCUUUCGACAAUGGUUCUUUCGCAGGCCUCACCGCAGCGCAACAAACCCAAAAGAUCAUUAGUGUCCUCGAUAGUCUCGAAGCCGGCGGUAUCAAACUCAACGAUCACGCCUACAGCAUUGCUAUCGAUAGAAUGUUGAAGACUUAUGGCAACCACAAAGCUGUGAAUAGCAUCAUGCAAUACAUGCAAGCCCGAAAUCGGGCUCUCAGUGCGCAUGCUUACGUCUCCUUGAUCACCUACAUGUUCCAGCAAUCGCCUCCACCCAUGCCGGCUAUUGAUAGUAUGGUCGACACGUUCUUCACAUCUCACCGCGUCUCCACGGAUCAAUAUCUCUUCGAUCGAACGAUCGAAGGCUAUGCAAGUCAUGGCGAGACGAGCAAGAUGAUGUCCGUCUUGUCCAGAAUGCGCAGACUAGGAGCGUUACCGGGCUGGCAAGCGUUGACGACAAUCAUCGAAGCGCUAUACAAAGACGGGGAGACGGUGCGGGCGAGACAGAUUGUCAGAGAAGUUGAGGGCGGGGAGGGGGUUGGCAAAGCCGGUGUGGUGGGCGGCAGGGCCGGCGAGAACCGCUUCUUUCAUACUGCGCAACGGUUGGGGUUGUAUGGCGAGCAUGAUGGGAGAGAGGACGGUGACAUGGAUCGAGGGAUGGGUAGGAUGGACGACUUUGUUGUGAGUGAUGCUUUGUCCAGAGGGAGUCAGAACGAGCAGCCUCUAGAGACGCAUCAGAAACGGCAGCAAGAGCAGGGGAUUCCUCGAUCGCGUCCAGAUGCACCACUACACCAGGAGCGUGCACCUGCGCCAUCCGCUGACGAAGAAGACGUCCAUGGCUUCUUGACAGAUGACUACGAAGACACACACCCGAAGGCCAACAGGCAAUAG
Molecule: messenger RNA, 2634 nt
Organism: Parastagonospora nodorum SN15
Lineage: Eukaryota; Fungi; Ascomycota; Dothideomycetes; Pleosporales; Phaeosphaeriaceae
Exons: 3
Coding region: 1-2634 (877 amino acids)
Molecular function (GO): protein binding
Source: RefSeq, a predicted model, not a curated record